GGACUGCAACUUCAAAUUCUGUGUCUCUCGUCUUCACAAUGACUUUUCACAUAGCGGAGCACUUUUUCAACUUUUUUUACAAGCGAUGCCGAUAUCUACAAGUACACCACAAAUACCAUGAUGAGUCCGUUUCUGCCAGGUCUGCAAGUAGAAGUAAAUUCCGCUGCGCCCCAGCAGUUGUCGCGGCUGUAACAAAGGCAGAGCGCGCGGGGAGAGGAAGCGCGUUCCGUCGCUCUCCUGCCGGCCGCCGCACGACUUGGUCGCGGACAAGUAGACAGCACAGGGUGAAUUUCCAAAACUACAAGCGACAGGCAGUACUAAAGCCAUCGCGAUAUCGAAAGAUCUUCAAGAAAAUGGGAACCGGAAGUACAAGUUCAGCUGCUGGCAGCAAGAAGAUGAAGAGCAGCGUGGCCAAAAGCGACGCCAAUACCACGGAUCUUGUUGCGGAGAAAGGACUGGCGAAGACGAGCAAAGCUAAUAAAGCAAAAACUACAGAUGCUAGUAAAAGUGCCGGAGAAGUGAAAAAGUCCACCGACAAAAAGAACGCGAAAAAUAAAAGUGUUGUCGAAGAUAAAGAUUCAGGUGAAGCACCUAGUACGAAGACAAACAAGCAAGCCGACAGCGAGCGCAAAGCCACUGGCGGCGAUGCUAAAAAAACGAAGAAAAGUAGCACCACAACAUCAUCGGAGUCGAAGAAGCGAGAGAAUGAUCCAGGCACAGUAAAACCGGAUGUGGUGGGUAGUAAAGAAGACCAUGUCGGUUGUAGUACUAGCAAGAACAGCAGGACGAGAAAAGCGGAGGAAGAAAACAAACUCGGUGGUCCGGCCGCCGGUACUUCUAAGAACUCGUCGUCCUCUUCUUCGUCAUUGUUGCCUGGAUCUGGUGCAGGAGCAGCUCCAGCAACAUCAUCAGCUGCUUCCUCAUCCAAGAAAGAGAAACAGCAAUCUUCCAGUGCUGGAGGUAGUAAAAAAAAGCCGGCACCACAAGAACUUGACGACGACAACAACGACGACGACGCACCAGGACGACCCUCUCGUCCGGGAUCAGGAACAAGCAAGAAAACCGCAAGCCGCGAUAGUGCAACAUCCUUCAGCGUAAAGCUCGUUCCGGGGGCUGUGCUGCCAAUGACGGACGGAACAGCAUCAACAGCGAAAGCGGGUAAGAAAGUGAAAGUCGAGAAACUUCCGGGCGGCAUGGAGCGGUACAGCUUCGUGGAGGAUGAAGAGGACAAGCAGGACGUCGAAAGCUCUCGUCCUGCGGAGAAAAAACUGCCGAAAAAGAAGACGAAAAAAGAGGAGAAGCUCCCGACAAGAAGUUCAACUCUGUUACAUGAUGUGGCACCCGCGCAACAGAAAUCUUCCUCGUCUGCGUCGUCCUCGAAACUAGUACCCCGAGCGGGAGGUACUACUAGUAGUACCAGCACAGCAGGAAGACCGCGAGUCGCAGGUCCUUCGAUGAGAAGGGUAAAAAAUUCCGUGGUGGGCUUACGAAUGAGUGGAUCAUCUUCAUCUUCUCCGUCAUUAUCGUCCUCCUCAUCAUCCUCAAAUUCACCAUCGCCUAAGCGGAAGAAAAGGAAUCUUAGAAAGAUUCCCCCGCCUCCCAUAUCCUGAGAAAACACGGGCCCACUGUCCCAGAAUUGUCAUGCAGAUAAUUUGCUAUUGCUGCAACUAUAGGAACACUUGGAAAAAUGCGCAUCCUCAGUCAUGACAGGUAUAUCCAAUUGCGUUUUGGCAUUUGUAAUCAAUGUAAUGCUGAAGAUGUAUCAGUAAGUAAACUAGAUAAUGUAGGAGACGGCUCUGUGAUCCACGGCUGCCUGCUCUUGCUAAACUACACAAUAAAUACUUUUCAUGCGACGUGCGUCCCAAAACUUCUGGAUUUGUGCUGCAGAGCUCCCAACCAUAAUUGACUCUGGAUUUGUGGGCCCCGUUUUUUCUCGGCAUAUCCCUACGUCGAUCGAGAACCCCCGGACAUGGCGGUUCCGGGAGCCGCGAGAAAGGAACAAAAGCGGCAACAACGGGAAGCCAAGAAAAAGUGGAAAGAGAAAAAGGCAAACCGGCAAAAGCGCAAACUUCUGGGACAAGGGACAAAACUCGAGCCGAUUGCUGAAGUGGAUGGAGAAGACGCGCGGACUAGAAGUAGCGGUGCAAGUUUUACUAGCAGAAAAAUGGCUGUGGAUGGAAAUCUAAAUCACAUUGGCGUCGAUGACAAGCAGGAGGCCAAUGGGGUGGAGAUGAUAGAGCAAGACCUACUUCCACCCGCCGGCCCUAGCGAGAGCCUGAGCCGCGCCGAGCCACUUCUAGCGGAAGAUGUUGAGUCGGGCGGCCUUGAAGACGUAUCGAUGCUCGGUCGUGGAGAUAAAAAAGAGGACGCUCCUACUUCCGGUCCCCAGAGUAAAAGGCGGAAAAUUGCAUCAUCUCUUCUCGAAGAGGGGCCAGCGGAUAAUGAUGACGAGAGCAAUAACAAGAAUCGCCGGAGAAGAAGCACGGGUGGAGCUAGUGGAUCUUCUCCCGAGCAGAACAAGAUGAGAGGAAAGAAGAAACGAGACGACAAGGAUGUAAUUUCUCCAAAACGUGGUGAACAAGGAGCUGAGCCCCAACUACUAGUACCUGUUAAAGCGCCGGAUCAAGGAAAUAAAAACUCAUCCGCCAAGAACAAGAUGAAAAACAAGCCUGCAACAUCUUCAAGUGCAGCGAAUAAGUCUGGUCCUCCUGCAUCAACGAAAUCGCAAAAAUCGCCUGGAAAAGAACUUCUACGAGCUGCAGGCGAGGGAAAAAUUAAUAAAGAUGCUAAAGGCGCCGGCCCUCCUCUGCAGGACCGGGUACCAGAGACAGAUCCACAUAAGCAGCCGCUAGAGGAAGAAGAACAGCAGGAAGCUGACCAACAACCUCCUCCUCCGCCUUCGCUUCCGCGCCCAUCUUCAAACGACCCAAACCGUUCGAGGAGCGGGACAAAUGGCCAUGAUAACCUUCAAGAACAACCCAGAGGACUACGACCAGGAGGACCAGGAGCCCCAGGUACUGGCGGCGGUUCUUCCUCCUCCACCUCCGCUCUGCUGCACGACCGAACCCUCCUCCCCUGGAUCCCCUACUCGCACAGUGCCGUGGUUCCUGGCGCCGACUUGCAUUACGUUCCGGGAUCGUCCAAAGCCAGCAAUGGCACGGACAAAACCGGGCAGGCGUUGAGACACAGCGCAAGGUUGGCGCACGAUGGGUUUCUGUUAGACGACGCGUUUCUCCAGAAAGUCCGGACUUUGCAACAGAAGGAGGAGGAGGACGAGGCUGCGAAAGCCGCGAAGAGGGAGCGGAUCUUGAAAAUGAAGCGAAAUAAGGAGGAAAAAAAAAUCGUAGAAGGAGCGAAGAACAAAGGCGAUCCUGUAGUUGACCACGGUGAUGCUGGUGUAGUCCUCUCUCCGGGGAAAGAAAAGUCCGGCGGAGGUCCUCUCACGACCGCUGGAAAUGAUGAAGAAGCAUCUGCCGGUCGUGGUCCAGACGAAAGGAAGAAAGGUCUUGUAGAUGGGAAGAAAAAUCCCAAAAGGCCCGUCUCUCCGCCGCCGGAAUCUGUUCAACCAGGAUCACUAGACGUCGGUGGACAAGGAAAAAUAAAUAGUAAUCAACAAGACCAGAGGACCCCGCCCGGCAAUAAUAGCAGCAACAAGCCCCCGGCGCCUUCUAAAAACCCUACUGCAAAUAAAGCAAACUCAAGCAACAUCUUCCGAGUUCCGCACCUGCACCAACUUCGACGGCAGCAGCAGAGCCCGGCGGCGGACCGAACUUUGAUCCACAUGUCGCAGCGCUCGGAAGUGGUCCAGGUAGAUGGGAAGCCGGUCGUCGUGACGCGCACCAACUCCGCCGGCGCGUGCAUCGUGCUCCCGUCGCGGCACUACCACAACCAGGGAGGGCCGCACCGCGUGCAAACGGAAGCGGUGCUGGCGCAGGAGGAUCCAGAGCAGCGGGACCAGAUCCACAAGCUCGUCGUGUACUGGGUGAAAAACUACAACAAACUAACCCCGGGGUUGGAGCACUUGCCGCAGUCCUUCGAAGUGAAAUCCCACGACCCGGACAAGAAAUCAGGCACUCUGUUGAAGUAUCCUGUGCAAAAGUAAUAUCGUACACGUAAGUACUAAUUGCGUUUAUGCAUUACAAAUCUCCUUCCCGAGGUAAAGCAGCAUGACAAAUUCCAUUUGUCACGCUGAGCUAAUUUGUAUUGCAAUUACUACUAGGACGAUACUUUUGCAGUUCAUGUGAAGCGGUUGGGCGGGAAGAACGGGGCGGUGAUUGACCCGAAAAACUUGGCGAAGGAAAACUUCAUCGCGACCGGGAAGCUCUUGUCCAUUUUACACCAGUUCCCGAACAAGCGCGAAACGUUGCUGUCCCGUUUGAAUCUCUGGAAGCUGAAGCAGCUCGAUUUGCACCUGCGCAUGGGGCAGAAGACGCGGGAGGUGAUGGCGCGGCACUACGGGGAAGUGUUCGAGAAACACAAAGACUAUCUGCAAAUAGGAAAAGCUGGCGCUGGUCGUGCUGGAAUAAAUCAGGACGGACAGAACAUGAACUCCGCGGGACGACCGCCGGGAGCUGCGCAAGUAGGGGAAGGUCAUGCGCAGCAAGGAGCACCGCCACAGCCGGGCUCUACUGUUGAUCAAGACGACUCCGAGACGAUGGAGCAUAAAUAUGGCGUUCUCAAACGUUACAAUUACAUUCUCAACUGUUACAUGCGUUUGUGAUGCAAGAAUGUCAAAAGUUAAAGUAGUGAAAGGGGUGACCCUGAAAGUGCCCGUCUUGCAUGACAGAUGGGGUGCAGAUUCUCAGCCUAUUUGGCCUUUCGAGAAUUUGCCAUGCGAAGCAGCUUGAUCGUGUCGAUUCUGCUUGUGAUUUUGCUUGACAAGUCAUGCAGUUGAGAGCGUAACAUUUGCGAGCCCCAUAACAAAAAACAGAGACUCAUCGAGGACUUGAAGCAGCAUACCCGGGAGAAGCUCACCCACCCCUUGCUCGCGCAGGGAGUGGAGGCCAUCGCCGCGCAGACCUAUUUGCGCCGGGAUUGCCGUCGGGGCAAGCAGUCAAGAGGGCACGAGUUGACAGAGUCCUUGAUUUUGCCGGCCGGGAAACGCGGGAAAUUCAUACUUCGCGACGCGGAGGACAGUGAGGAAGUCGACGAUGAGCAGGUGGACAAUAAGGUAGAUCGGGGGAAGUCGAAGUUGCUGAAACCGGUGGGCGUGGCCGUCGUAGUCUCUGAAAAUGACUCGGCAGCUGCAAGUAGUUCUCCUUCCUCUUCAGCGGUUGGUUUCAUAGAGCAGCAAAGAAACCUUCCAAAUGAGGACGACAUGGAGGUGGACCAAGAGGGAAAUGUAGAUCCUGGGGCUUCUGCCGCAGAGAGAACGCAAAAAUUCGGCGUUGAAUCUAAACAAGAAGCCGAUCCUCGUCCAGAAGAUCACCUUUCUGGUUCUCCAAGUGGAACAAAUGCCGCCGAUUCAUCGUCUGCUCGGGUAGUACAGAUGAAGAAGAAACUACCGAAAAACAAUAGGAAAAGUUCUCAACCCCUCGUUCUAAUAGACAAGCACGAUGUGCGUAUCGCUACGGGGGGAACGUGGACGGUAAACCUCUUCGAAUCCAACAACGCCGGCGAUUUUUGGGAAACGAACGAAGCGUUUCGCCAAUUGAUGACGCGGGAGUCGCAGAACAAGAACGAGCAAGCGCGGCAGUGCAAGUUGGCCUACGUCGAGCGGAAGAACAAGGAACUCGAGGAGAUCCGCCGCACGAGCAAGACGCACGGGUGGGGCAUCGUGCGGAUCAUGGACCCGGUGGGGAACGUGCGCGAAACCCGACGGAGGAUGGGGCGAGAGAAGAAGGGGGACGCAGCUGAAGAUAAUUCACCGGAAGGUGCUUGUGAUAUUGAUCCCAAAAUUAACCCGCUUGAUCUCGACUUGGAUGACGAUAAGGAUAUCUCAGACGGAAAUGGAGAGGGUGAAGAUCGAAUAGGUAUUAAAUCUCCAGCAGUGCAACUACAGCAAAAACGAUCAUUAUCAAAGCAACCGGAGAAGAUGUUCGAGAAGAACAAACGGCCCGCAUCUCCUUCCGUCCGCGCCGGAAUCGACUCCCCGGUCAUAGAGGACGAGGAUUUUGACGACCUGUUAGACGAUGAAGAAGACGCGUUUGACGAGGACGCGCUCUUCACUGUGGGCACAGAUUUGAACGACAUCCUGAAGCCGUCCGUGCGGGAACAGAGAAAAAUAGAUCUGCUGGCUGCAGGCCAGAGCAAAACUGGUCCUGCAGGUCGUGGUGGGUUAAAAUCAAAGCAAGCCGCUUCAACAUCCUCGUCGUUCUACUCUGGUGCUUUUCAUGGUCAACAAGAAAACGGGGCGUCGCAGAUGAAUUAUCGUGGCGUCCACCCGGAAACAGAGCUUCUCCGUGCGGCGGAGGAGGACAAGGAAUUCCAGGAAAGAAAAAAAGGCAAGCAGGUGAAAACGAAGCUGAUUCAGGAGCGCACCGUUCGGUAUGAGCUCGAAGAGAACCUGGAGUCCAGCAAGCUCGGCGAUUUUCCCCGGACCAUCGGCGCUUCGCGGAUCGUUCGCAUAGUGGAGCGAAGGGAGUUGGGGGAGGACGUGGCUACCAGCCUGGAAGAAGACCAGGAGCUGCAUGAGGGAGACGGAGAUGAUGUGGAGUUUCUCGGCGGGAGGUCAGGAAAGCACAAAUACAGCGAGAAGAAGAGCAAGCGCGGAAUUUCACCUCUCAGCGUUGGAAUUGGUAAACGAGGCAAAGACCACCACGACGAUUUUCUACCAGCGCAAGCGGAUGAUUUUGAAUUUGAUUUUGACGAGGGCGAUGGCCUUUUUGAUGCCUCUGCCGGAAUCAAAAACAGGAAGGAGGAGAAAGUGAAAGCAAGCACGACCUCCAAGAGGAAUGAAAAUCUCCCCGGCGUAGUUCCUCCAGCGGCUCUGAAGACAACAAGCUCGUCCGGAACCGCAGCUGGGAUUAGAAGCCAGAGCGGACAGGAAAGGAACAAUAAAGCGGAAGCGUUUAUUUUCAACAGAACCGUCAGCGCAGCAGCGGCUAAUACGGGUUUCAGGAAUAACAACAACGGAGUCGUCGACGAGCAGCCGCUUAUUGAGGAAGUAGUGGUCCAAGAUGUGGACGAACACCAGCAUGACGAGCAACAAGAUGAUGGAAAAAUAGAGCAGAACAAACCUCCUACCGAAGGGCUCGGUGGUGGACAAGUACAAGGAAAGGAAAAUGAGAAUCAAGUAAAUUUUGAAGACCAAACCUCUUCCGAUGGCAUUAUUGCUUCGGACUCCGAAGAGGGGCGACGGGAGGAGGGACGACCGCAGGACGAUGGGAGAAGCCGUCCAAAUGAAAGUACGGUAAAUGCUGCAAAUGGAGCUUCUGGAACUGCAAGUCAAAAUGCUCCUGCUGCUGACGAAGAUGAAGGUGAUGAUCACUACUGGGAUGACAUGUUUGAGGCAUGACGGCGUCGCUCGGCCGCAGAAGUUGAGGUUGAGCAAGCUGAUCUUUCAUCGCAUUGCGAUGCGCGUACAGGAGUAGGCUUUUUACGCUUAACCCGAUUUUCCGCGCUGAAGAUUCGUUGAUGGAAGUGGACAGCGCGAUGAACAUGAAAGCGUCAAAUCAUUAUGAUUCUUCUGCAGCUGCCCUUUAGACUCGAUCAUGCUAGUACAAGCAAAUAAUAGACCACGUGGCGCUGGAGAUCGUUGUUGAAACGAGCAUCAC
Molecule: messenger RNA, 7715 nt
Organism: Amoebophrya sp. A120
Lineage: Eukaryota; Dinophyceae; Syndiniales; Amoebophryaceae
Source: the annotation of a GenBank genome assembly